Anolis sagrei ordinatus is the source of this 7531-nucleotide messenger RNA. RefSeq names its product KIAA1217 ortholog. Lineage: Eukaryota; Metazoa; Chordata; Lepidosauria; Squamata; Anolidae. The record is from RefSeq and is a predicted model, not a curated record. Gene Ontology annotation, cellular component: cytoplasm.
CUCCUCCUCCUCCUCCUGCUCCUCCUGCAGCCGCAGCCUCCUCGUCCGUCCUCUGGGCUCCUCGCCUGCCCCAAGCGCUCUCUGUGUCCCGGGAGCGUGCGCCGUCGGGGCUCCGAGGAGGGCGGCCAGGGAGGAGAGGGAGGUCUCCGCCCCGCGGGGGAGGCACCCAGCCGCCCGCCGGACAUGUCUUCCUCCUCCUCCUCUUCGCCGGCGUCUUCCUCUCCAGCCCGGCGCUCCCCGCUGGCCAGGGACUUCGAGGAGGGCGGCGGAGGGAGGAGCGCCAGCCUCAAGCGCCCCAGUCUCCCCAAAUCUCAACUUGCAAGAUGCUACUCUGUUGCAAUACCACACCAUGCAUCAUGCAUUGAUGUCAGAGUUACCAGGCAGUCUGGCUGGAAUACAGAGUUUACAUAUGGGACACUGGACCACGGGAAAAGCAACCUGCGUGGAAUUUCAUUAGAUGAUGCAGACUGCCUAUGGCCUAAGGAACUCAUUGCUUCUGGAAACAGCCAGACAUCUGUUUCAAAGGCUGGCCGCAACAUUCCUCGGAGACACACGGUAGGAGGCCCUCGGAGCUCCAAAGAAAUUUUAGGAAUGCAGGCAUCGGAAAUGGACAAAAAGAGAGAGGCGUUUCUGGAACAUCUAAAACAGAAAUAUCCGCAUCAUGCCACCGCCAUAAUGGGCCACCAGGAAAGGCUAAGGGAUCAGGCUUUGCAGUGCAUGUUGGUCUCCUUCCAUUCAGAACUUGACAUUCAAAGGUACUUGAUGAAAAUUGAAUCCUCUCAGAGAACAAGGAGCCCCAAGCUGUCUCAAAGCCCACAGCCCAAUUUGGGAGAUCAGGCCGAAUAUCUAUCAGAGGCAUCAGGCGACUCCCUCGAAAUCAUGUCUGAAGGAGAGCCUCUUUCUCCUUUCUCAAGAGGAAGCCGCACAAGAGCCAGUCUCCCCGUGGUGAGGACAACAAACCAGACAAAGGAAAGAUCCCUUGGAGCUUUAUAUCUUCAAUACGGAGAUGAAACUAAACAGCUAAGGAUGCCCAAUGAGAUCACAAGCACAGACACUAUCCGUGCCCUCUUUGUAAGUGCCUUCCCCCAGCAGCUGACAAUGAAAAUACUGGAAUCCCCCAGUGUGGCGAUAUACAUCAAGGACGAGAGCAGGAAUAUCUAUUACGAAUUAAGUGAUGUAAGGAACAUUCAAGACCGAUCUUUCCUUAAAGUUUACAACAAAGAUCCCGCACACGCAUUUAAUCACAUGCCAAGGGCUGUAAAUGGAGACAUAAGGAUGCAGAGGGACAUCUUUUCCAGUUCUUCUCGGCCAGGAUCAGCUGCUCAUCCUCCUCCUCCUCAUGCACUUCCAACCUCUCCACCUGCUACCCCAGUGCCCCACUCUAUGCCCCCUUCCCCAUCCAGGAUCCCCUACAGCAAUGUCAGACCAGUCAGUGGCCCUGGCAACGCAACUAUCCCCAGGGACAGGCUUUCAAACAUGCCAGCUUCACGGUCUAUCUCACCAAGCCCUAGCGCCAUCUUGGAAAGAAGGGACGUGAAGCCAGAUGAGGACAUGGGUAACAAAACCCUGACUCUCUAUCGGAAUGAGGGCCUCUAUGCUGACCCCUACUUGUACCAUGACGGCAGGAUGAGCAUCGCAGGUUCUCACACAGGACACCCUCUUGACAUACCUGACCACGUCAUCGCUUACCAUCGUAGCACAAUGAGAUCUUCAAGCACUUACUGUAAUCCUAUGCAGCCUGAAAUUAUGGAGCAGACGCUAUAUCGGCAAAAAUCAAGGAAAUACGCUGACAGCCAUUUGCCAACUCUUAGUUCCAAAACGCCUCCCACCUCGCCUCACAGAGUGGCCGAGAUGCGGAUGAUAGACAUUCACGCCCAUCACAACACACCAAUGUCUCCCCAUGCCAUUCACCUUGACAGGUCAUCUCCUGGGCGCCAGUCUCUCAAGAAAGAUCCAGGAACUCCUGUGUUUGUGGAGGGAAAGCCAAGAAACAUGAUGGGUUUACAUGGCAUGACUGAGGUAGUCCCGUCUGUACCAGACAAGAAAGCAUUUGGCUAUGGAACAGUAGUGAUACCCAAAGAAACGGAGACAAGAGAGAGGAUGCAAGCCAUGGAAAAACAGAUUGCCAGUUUAACUGGUCUUGUUCAGUCUGCGCUUUUUAAAGGGCCAAAUACAAGUAAUAGCAAAGAUGCACCUAGUGAGAAGAUAGUGAAAACUGUCUCCAGCAAAAGCAACCUAGAGAGGACAGGAUCUGCUCAUGUAUCUGGUGGGAAGAAUUCAUUAGGAGCCAGCGAGGCAGCUGUUGCUGCUGCUGCAAACAUCAGUCACUCCAUGCCAGUGGGCUGCACUGCUAUGCAAGUCAGUCUCUUUGACAUGAAGCGCAAUGUGUCGGAUCUUCGCCUCCAACUGCACCAGAUGAGACAAUUGCAGCUGCAAAACCAGGAGACGCUCAGGGCCAUGGUGAAAAAAGCCGAGCUGGAAAUCAAUGACAAAGUGAUCGAAAGAGCAAAGAAACUUGAAGAUCCUGUGCAACGGCAGCGACAUCUGGUGGAGCAAGAAAGGCAGAAAUAUCUUCUAGAGGAGGAAAGAAUUGUGAAGAGCUUGUGUGAGCUGGAAAGUUUUGUUGAAGAUCUGAAGAAGGAAUCUAUGACAACCAGUCGAAUAGUUACCUUAAAAGAUGUUGAAGAUGGAGCUUGUCUCUUGCGGCAAGUUGGAGAAGCUGUUGCCAACCUCAAAGGUGAAUUUCCAACUUUGCAGAAUAAAAUGCGAGCCAUUCUCCGCAUCGAGGUGGAAGCAGUGCGAUUUUUAAAGGAGGAACCCCAUAAACUGGACAUCCUCCUGAAGAGAGUCCGGAGCAUGACUGAUACACUUACCACUCUCCGAAGGCAUGUUACAGAUGAUCUGCUCAAAGGAGUGGAUCCUUCGCAAGCUGCCCAGUACAAUGCAAUGGAGAAAGCCACUGCAGUGGAAGUUCUGAAAAGCCAUGAAGAAAAUGGAAAGAGCCACACUUCUCCCUCGAAAAAUGUAGCUGAAUCUCUGGCAGAGCCCCCUGUCAAAUCAGAAGUGAUGCCGGUCUCCACCGUGACAGUCCACCAUGUCCAGAGUUCACCAGUAGUCAUCCAUCAGUCUCAGCAUUCCUCAACGUUAGUCAACCAGGCUCCAAAUUCUCCUCUGACAACCACCUUCACUGUGGCUUCACCAGGGCCAAAUCGUACAACCUCCACUGCGUCAGAGUCAACAACAGUGACCACAACAGUUGUUCAGCCAAUGCAGGCACCCCUCUCACCCCAGGUAUCAGUGAAUGGCUCCACCAUGCAAAGCCUUUUUAUUGAAGAACUUCACAAUGCCACUACAAGGAACAGAGCACUCUCGAUUGAGAAAGCAGAGAAGAAAUGGGAAGAGAAGAGGCAGAACCGGGAUCAUUACAAUGGACAGGAGUUUGAAAAACUGCUUGAAGAAGCACAAGCAAAUAUCAUGAAGUCAAUCCCAAACCUUGAGAUGCCUCCACAAUCAGCAGUCUCACCAAAAGUCAAUGUAGUGGAAAAAGAAGUCUCUGUAGAGACUUUGAACCCAGAACUGGACACGGAAAAGCCAAUGAAGUCUCCACCUCCUCCACCUCCACGUCGCAGCUAUCUGGUAGGAUCUGGAUUAAGCACAAGAUUGGGUGAAAUCAGCUACAUGACCAGGAAAGACAACAUUGUGGCCAAGGAAAGUAGUGAAGAUAGUUCAGCAACCCAGCCUAAAGUACCUAAAGAAGAUUCUGCAUCUCCCCAGUCUCCGAGUACAGUUCCACCUGCAAAAGGUGACGAUGAAGAAGAAGAGGGGGAUAGAAUAAUGGCAGAGUUACAGGUUUUCCAGAAGUGCACUUACAUGGAUGUAAAUUCAAACAGUCAUGUUGAACAGUCCAGAAAUGACACACACACAAAAGAUGCAAGGCCUGUGGCCUUAACACAAUCCAAGGAGAAGAAGGUGUAUGGGGAGGCAACAAAAGAUAGUGACCACCCCCAGGACAAGCAUGAAGAGAGAACAAGAGAGAUGACCUCAGAUGCUUCCAGUCUCACCAAACAUUCUGCCUUCAGCAGAUACUUGAUUUUGGAAGAGAAGGAUUAUGCUUCGAAACAUUCUCUUAAAAUAAACACAAACCUCUCCAGUGAGUUAGAAAAUGAAAGAAAACACAAACCUGAUGAAGCACAAUAUCCAGCUAUAGAAACUGGAAGACAAAAGUUAAGUUGUGUAGUGAGUGAGCCUGAUCAUGGUGCAUCACAGAAUGAGUUUCUAGAAGCUGAUGGAGCUCAGCUUCUCAGACAGAUAAACUCACCAGCUAAAGAGAUCUCAUUAGCUCACCAGUCCCCCCAUGAGCAAGAAAUGCCUGCCGGUGGUUAUAAUCAAGUUGUGCUAAGACAUAAGCUAUCCAGGAACACAACUUUAAAUAAUAUUGAUGAGGUGGAGUCACCAACUAGCUCUCCCAGUGAAGAAAAUCUACAGUCGGAGAACAUUGCUUUCAUGAUCACCAAAACAGCUGUCCAGGCUCUGUCAAGUGGAGAGGUCCACGAUAUUGUCAGUAGGAAAGGUGAAGAUGUGCAAACUGUUAACAUCGAUUCCAAAAAGGAAAUGGCAACUCAGCAAGACACAUCAGAGAACCUCGAAAGUGAAGAACCAGUUGUGUGCUUGGACAAAAAACCAGUCAUCAUUAUUUUUGAUGAACCAAUGGAUAUUAGAUCAGCUUAUAAAAGACUUUCAACAAUAUUUGAGGAAUGUGACGAAGAACUGGAAAAAAUGAUGACUGGAGAGAAGAUAGAUGAAGAAGAGGAAGAUAUUGAAGAAUCAGACAUAACUGAUGCUCAUGAUAUAGAGGCUUACCAGAAAGAUAGUAAUAGGAGGCAUGCCACUGAGUAUACGGCAAACCAUAGAAGUGAGCAGUUUGGACCCCAUUCUCCAUCUGAUUCAUCACCUCAAGCCACAUUGCCCGAAGGGCAGGAAAUAGACAAGAUGGAUCUUGGGAAAUCUAGAGACAUUUAUGGACCACAUCCAGAACCAAAGCUGGAUGUCUCUGAUGCUAAGAAAAAAUUUAAGUUUAAAUUUCCAAAAAAGCAGUUGGCUGCUCUUACCCAAGCAAUACGCACUGGAACUAAAACUGGCAAGAAAACUUUGCAAGUUGUAGUAUAUGAAGAAGAAGAGGAAGAUGGCACUUUAAAAGAACAUAAAGAGGCGAAAAGAUUUGAAAUCCCUAGUUCUCAACCUGAAAACCCAUCUAGGAAGCAGGAGCCAAAUGUAACUGUGCAGAUAUCUAGGACUGAUGAAAUUAGAAAGAAUACAUACAAGACUCUGGACAGUUUGGAACAGACCAUUAAACAGCUGGAGAGCACCAUUAGCGAAAUGAGUCCAAAACCAGCUUCUGAAGCCUCAGACCGAUUGGAACGAACAUCUGCAGGAAGCUUUUUCUCAUCAAAAGAGCCCAUAGUGCUGGAAGAGAGUAAUGCUGAUGUUGAAUCCCCUUCAUCAUUACCAGCAACUUCACAUAAGGCUUCACCCAGCACUUCCCAGACCAGCAGAAUGCCAAUCCCUGCAGCCACAAAAAGUCGCCCACCAGGAAGCGUGGAUAAAACCAGCAAACCACACAAACUACAGGAUCAGCGCCAGUACAGACAGGCUAAUGGAAAUGCUAAGAAAGCUGGUGGGGACUAUAAGGCUACUUCCCCUACCCUCUCUGCUUCAAAAAUUCCUGCCUUUUCUUCCACCUCUGGGAAAAGUAGCUCUGUGUCUAGUGGUGAUAGCACUAAUCUUCCAAGCCCACCUACUAAAGCCUCUGUUCCUCCUUCUAACCCUCUCAGUCCUCAAACAGGUCGUCCUACUCAUUCUGCUUCCUUCAUCCCUUCUGUUUCUAAUGGCUCCUUAAAGUUCCAGAAUCCUACUCACACAGGUAAAGGCCACCAUCACCUUUCCUUCUCGAUCCAGACUCAAAAUGGUCGGCCAAACCCUCUUCCUCCCUCUCCCUUCUCCUCGCCCUCCUUCUCCUCUCCCUCUCCCACCUCUCCCACAUCCCUGAACCAAGGGGUGAAGAGCAUCAGGUCCAUCCACACGCCCAGCUUCACCAGCUACAAGUCCCAGAAUGGAAGCGUCAGCAAAUCCACUCCAUCUUCCACCAUCACCAAGGAACCAUCUUAAAGGUUCACCAAAGUCUUCUCAGUCGUUGAUGGAAUUGCGGCCAAUAUUGUAGCAGAGGAAUGUGUUACCAACCCCGUUGUAUCAUUUUAGGUUUAAUGCUAAACUUGUGCUAAAUAUUGGGUUGAUAUUCUUAAUUUAGAAUAAUUAGUUUUAUAUGCAUUCAUUGCUGUUGAAAUGCAAUAGAGUGCGUUGGGGUGUGUGGGUGCGUGUGUGGGGAAAAUGAUGACCUCCUUCAGGCGGAAACUGUUACAAAAAUGUCCUGAGUUUGAGUGACAAAGUAUGUGUGUGCAAAAAUGUAUCGAGCAUGGAAAAACUGUAUUAAAAUGAAUUGUUUUGUAUAAAGCUAUUUUUAAGUACAAGAACUAAACAUGGUGUGAUAAUUCAAAAUUAUAAAAUGGAAACUAAAAUAUUUUUCUUUUAUUUUAGUGUUAAUUCAGAUUUGUUACAGAUUUCUAUUUUUAUCAGCAGCAACAACAAAAAAGACUUCAUGGUUACGUUAAAAAAUCUUUUUUGCCAAAACAUUUGAUAUCGUUAUGAUGUACAUUUGAUAGUAGUAUGCCGAACACUUCCUCUACACAAGCCACAGACUUAAGAUGGAUGCUGAUGUGUAUGAGAUGAUUUUAUCGAUUGCACUGCCAUUUAGAUUAUAUUUAAUAAUUUGCAAUGCCAAGGAGAAAAAUUGUUUGUAGAUUUCGGCAUUUGCUGAUUAGUUUUAGCUGAGUCUCCUCUUCUUCAUUUCUCCAUUUUAUUGAGACCUGGAUAUAUCAUGAAGCAUUGCAUAGUGGAUUUUUUUAAAAAGUGUACACUUCUGUACUGUUCUGUAUAAUGGAAAACAUUUGUACAUAAUAUAAUAUAAAUAUAUAUAAAUAUAUAAAUAUAAAUACUGUAUGUGGCUGAGCACAUAGAGUAGGUUUUCACACCAAAGGUCCAUUUUAUGCAUGGUUUUAAAGUAUACUUUUUGGGGGGGGGGGUCACUAGGAGAUGAAAAGUGGGGAGAAGAUGGUUUUUAAAAGCAACAUACAUGGAAAAACUAAUGUUCUUUCUGUAAAUAUCUUAUUUGUACAAUGCUAUAAUAUAAUAUGCCGACAUACAAGCACACAGUCACACAAAAACCCUUUUGCAGAAAAUAAAGGGCUGCAUGCUUAUGUUUUGGUAUUAUUUUGUCACACCUUAAUUAUUUCUUAAUGUUUAUAAUGAGUCACAUGUAAACAAUGACACAGUCCAACCUUUAAGUAUUCUGAAGUCUCCCUGAUUUCAGUAGACUGCUUGUGAUUAAAUGUCCCAUUCAAAUCUUAUGGGCUUUAACUUCAGUGGCUCCUGCUAGAGCUUGGAAAUAACUAAUCAAUAAAUAUGUAUUCUGAUUUAA